This is a messenger RNA of Lepisosteus oculatus (spotted gar), 5875 nucleotides long. NCBI's taxonomy places the organism in Eukaryota, Metazoa, Chordata, Actinopteri, Semionotiformes, Lepisosteidae. The record is from RefSeq and is a predicted model, not a curated record.
UUUUUGCUUGAAGGACCUUGCAGUGUCUACAACUGUAAAUUAGUUUGAGGGUGUUUAAUAAAGAGUCUUAAAGGAAAGGAGUAAAAUAAAUUGACAUUCCUUAAAUGAAAGACAUUGGCCUGCUUAGCCAGCAAUAGGUAUUUGGCAUCUUUAUAGUGAAGGAGAAAUACAUUAUCUCUAGAAACUGGGUUUCUGUACAUUUCCUGGAUUGGGAAGCGCAGUGGCGCACCUUGUGUUGCCUUGGUAACCGAGAAGCUGCGCAGCUGCGUGUGUUAAUUGCAAGAAGUGACUGCGGCUGUAAGUUUUCUGUUGAAGACUUUCUGCGUGUUAAAACAUCGGAAAUGCUAUCGGACACUUGGGCGAAACACAGCUCAUGAUAUUGCGUCUGUUUUUAACGUGUUGAAGAACUAAGCUGCUGAAGAUGAGCUCGGAGCGCCCCGGUGCCCGGCCGGACUGGGACUCGAUAUUUGCCAGCGUGAAGGACUUCAUCCCCUCCCUCGAGUCCGAUACCUCCUCCGGAUCAGACUGUGAGGAGGACGUGCCGAUAUUUCGCCGAACACCAGCCACUCUCCUCCCUGGACAGCCAGAGAAUCCUGACAGUUUGUCACUGGGGGAUGCGGAGGUCGAGGAGCUCUUAGAAUCUGUUAGGACGCCUGUUAGGGAGUGCUGGACCAAGGACAAUCCAUCCCCUCAGAGCACCCAAGAUGAACUUGUCUGCAAGAUAUCUGAUGACCUGGUGCCAGGAACCUUUGAAGCUCACAAUGUGGCAGCAACAGCAGUGUCAGUGCAGAUCAACUCCAGCCUGAGUGCAAGACCAGCUGUAGCAAGGGAAGAGGAGCCAGCGACAAACCAUCAAACCAAUGCUGACACAUCUGUUGCGUUCCUAAGACUUGCAGAAUCCCCUUCACUUGCCUGUGUCUCUGUUGGAGCUCAGGAGGGUGAGACAUUAGGCACCAGCCAAGCCAGGAGGUCCAGGAUUUCUGGGAAUUGUGCCACAAUACCGAGCUUUCCAGCUUCUGAGAUUAACCUCUCUGUGAACAGUGCUGGAGAAGACUGUUCAGUGCAGAACAGUGGAGAUGGUCCUGUGCAGGAUAUGCCUUCCAGGAAAACAAAUGUUGAACCAUCAAGUGGAUUUCCUGUUUUAUCCUUGGAGUCAUUUGAGCAGUGGGACCUAGACGAAGUUUUACAGACACUGAAACAGAAUGGACAUCUGGCUUCAUCUGCAGAAGAUGUGACAACUCUUGAAACAAAUACAGUACCCUCAGACAGUGCUGUGGAGAAGGCAGAGGGGGCUCUGAUGGAGAAGCUGACCGCCCUGUGUGUGAGGCAAAAUGCAGACCGCUUAUCCGUGAAGCUGAAGAAUUCAUCUUCUCAAUGUCCAUCAGAUCUCCGAAGUGAAUACUGGACCGAGCUGCAGGUGAAAAGACGAAAGGACUCUCCCACAGUCCACAUUGACCUCCGCAACCCUGACCCUCCCAAACACCCCUUCUCUGCAAAGCCACUGGAGAGCCCAAGGCCAAGGCCAACAGAAAAUGGUAAACUCACAGGAAAGUGUUUGCUGCUCAGAAAACUACGUGAAACAAACAGGAGUGAAGCUUGUCUUGCACAAGCCAGUGGGAAACGACAGGACACCGCUGGCGGGAUGAAAGAUCUCCAGGUCAGAGCACCAAGGAGAAAAAAGGAGCCUUGUGGAACCCAGAGCACGAGUGAGGAAGAGUCCCAGCCUCAGGGGGUAGCUGUAAAACCCCCCCAGUCUGGCCCAGAGAGUGAGCAGAACAGGUCGCAAGAAGAAAGGCUGCUCAGUAUGGAGAGAGCCAGCCCAGAGCUGACAGAGACGCACACUGGCAACAAGAGUGCUGCAGCCUCUAAGGACGCAGAGCGCAGGGAGCAACAAAAAGAGAAUAUCCGUCGACAGAAGCUUCACCAACACUUGGAAACCCUCAAACCAAAGCGAUCAGUAACUGGCAGACAGCCUGCUGCUCACUGUACUAACGUACUGUAUGACACUGAGGCCUCAUAUUUGCCUUCUAUCAGCACUCUAUCUGCGGAGAGUGAACACAGAGAGACCCUCCUGCUGACUGUGUCCCUGGCCAGUCUUGGGCAGGUGUCAGUUAGUGGUCGGACCGGUGGCCAAACUCUUGACAUGGCGUUAUCAGGAUCCCAUGUGUACAACUCUCUGGUGGCAUGGUUUCUGUCUUUGGUGGGCCAGCGCCCGCUUGGCCGUGCUGGAGAAGAGCUGCACCCUCCUUUCUGGGUGGCAGGGCUGCAGCAGCUGUGGAGAGAGGACGGCCUGGCGCUAUACGUGUGCGCUGCCUCGCCUGGAGAGAGUCUGCAGCACAGCAGGCGACACAGAAAGAGAGAGGGGGAGAGAAGCAGUUCAGUGUUCUACCAGCGGGUCUGCAAGUUCCUAUCCCAGACCUCUUUGCACGCUGUUGUCCCCUGGGCACAGGACCUGAAUUUUCUCCUUGCCAAGCAGUCAUACCCCCUGCAUAUCAAUGUGCCCUCUGCUCGCCUUGACAGCUUUAUCUGUGUCAACCCUGAGAGGAAGGCACUAGAGAAGGCCUUUGGGACGACUCCUGGCUUCUACUGGCAGACUGUGGAAAUAGAAGGACAGAUCUGUGAGAGUGCAGGAGAAACAGCAGACAGUCAACACCCCAAUACUGAGGUGGCCAUGGCUGUGGGCUACAGCACCCUCUUUGAGGAUCCUCUUGUGAUUCUCCACACUCUGCAGCUGCUCCUGAGCUCUAACCUAGAUGUCUGUGGACUUCGUCUGCUCUACCCAACACAUAGUCUGCUGAAAAACAGCACAGGAUGCCUGCCCUCAGGGUAUGAGCAGAGCUGUGCCCCCAAGCCUGUCCUUGCCCUGGCUUUCAGAGGGCCCAGAGCUGCUGCAGUGUGGCUGGAUAUAACAGGCCCCUCAGACCCGCGGCUAGCCAGCUUGACCGACCCCAACUCGAUCAACGCCACGCACUGCUCCAGCUCGGACAGGCCCCUGUUCUACACUCCCCGUCUGGCCAGUCGUAUCCAAUGGGGGCUGUGCAUUUGGUUUGGGGGGAGAGUCCCACUGGGUGGAACAUUUGACGCGGGACCACAGAAUAGCACAACUGUUCCAGGGUAUGGGCUGUUUUAUUUGAUGCAUUCAGAAGUCAGUGUCCCAGUACUAUUGCUUGCUUUGGCUAAAGCAGUGUCUUCUGCUUCCCACAUAGUGGACGUCUUCUUGUUGGUGUCUCCAGCCAUCCCUCCUUGUUGCUAUGGAGAUGUCCUCGCCGCGUGUGUCAAGCGAGGCUACAACAUUCGAGGCCUGCAGAGGCUGCAGCUCACUCCCAGACGAGCCCAGGCCUUGGGGCUGACUGGCCCGCAGGUGUUGGUGUUUUGCUCUCCUCCACCUUUCCUGGAUGUUUCGAAUGAAAAAGAGGAGGAUUUCCAGGUUGACUUGCCAUCCCACUGCCUGAUUGUUCUCCUGAGGAGGGAGCAUGCCUGGCGACACUGUUCCAGCCUUCUUGCAGGGUUGAUGAAGGAGUUUGCAGAGCAGGGUUUGCUGUCGACCAUUGGCAGCAGGCUCCCCCCCGACGUCAACAUAGAUCCAGACCUCUGCUUCCACCCGGUGCGCUACAGUGACAGCCUGUUGCACAGCCUGGGCGGCUCUAUGUGGUCGGUGCCAGAAGGUGGCAGUAUCUACCUGGACAUGCUGUCAGUGUGCAGCUUUCCUUCUAACCCUGAAGUGGAGCAGGUGGUGAUUUUGACCCUGACCAGCAGCGACAUUGAAGGUUCUGGACUGGAGUUUCUGCGUAAGAUUCUGAGAGGAGAAGCCUCCCAGGCAGGCAGCCCAGCAGCAGGUCCCAAUGAGGGGGGAUUUGAGCUGCUGGCGACGAAGUGGCUGCCAGAGCUGACGCGACUCCAGGCCCGGGAGGUCAGCCCCUUUGAGGUGGGGGACCGGAGAUGGAGGGACAGCUUAGCAGCACUGGCAUCUGUGCCAGCCUUGGUUUGUGCGCUGAGAAGGGUCAAUGCUUUCGCUGUCCUCCGGCAGCUGCUAAAAGACACUGCUGGCAGCCUGGACAGAGUGAUGUCGCCCACCCCUGAGCUGGCCUUCCGCCAGGCUGCCCUGUUCUUCACGGACAAAGAGCUGCUCCCAGAUCACAGUGCCCGUCCAUUACUAAGAUUCCUGCCUCCUCCCAGAAAGUGCAGCCCUGUUCCAGGUAAUCAUGGGAUUCCCUUUUUUCCCUCCUAUACUAAGCCUGAUGCUCUGGACGCCCAUGUGCAGUACCUCACCUCAGGCCCCUCCCUGGCUCUGGGGCUCCAGAGGGAGAAUGCAGUGAAGAGGUUGCUUGACUUGCUGGGACCAGAGGACCCCUGUGUAGCUCGAGCCCAGGAUCAGUUUCUGUGGAGAGCUCAUUAUGGCACUGACCUGGUUCACAAUGGAGUUUAUGGCUCCAGGUCAUACCUUCAGGCAAUCGCAGAUGUGAAGAUGUUCUUUCCUGAGGGCCUGUGCUGUGCGGAAAGCACAUUAAUGAAGCAUGAAGAGAUACCAUGUGUGACCUCUGACCUCACUGUCAGCACAGAACGAAUAAAAAGUUACAGGAUUGCCCUGCACACAAGAAACACUGACACCAUACCCCUGAUCACAACCACAGGACUGAAGGGAGAGCCCUCUGUGCGCAGCGCUCUCUGCCAGACCACCUGCCUGCUCAUCCCAGCCAAGCUCCUGCAGUCCCGCCGACGAGCCCUCGAUCUCGAGCUGGUGGAGCAGCUGCUGAAGAGAGCCUGCCACCUGGUGGCCGGGAGACUCUGUGUGCUGGACACCGAGCAGAGCAGGCUCAUUGAAGAAGCACUGAAGUCACCCCAGGAGAGCACCUCGGUGAGUGCCAUGCUGGCCAAUGUCCCCUGUCUGAUCCUUGCGCUUCAGGGAGACAAUGCUGUCACCUGCUUCGAGUCCAUCUUAGACAGUAUUUGUCUGGAGAAGCCCGAGCUGAUGGAUGUGCGGAGGGCAAUUCUUUAUCCUUACAAUGAAAAGCAGGCUGCAAAGCUACUGUGCUGCCUCUUCGAUUCCCUGUCCCCCGACAGCCUGCACGGUAUUGUGCCACAAGACACCGCACAGAGCUGAACACUGCACCAGCUUCCACACAACGGGCUGUAGGCCUGCGUCCGCAGCACAACCAAGAACUAAAGCCAUACAUUCAGAGGUAUAGUAAGCCCAUGCUACACAAGGUAUAUGACUCUGAGAAUAACAUUGGAUAAAUUCUCCAAAAAAAGCUGUCAAAGUAUGUAAGCACUGAAGUGGCCCCAGGAAGAAUGUGCCACUUGUUGCUGGGAGAACAAGGCCAGUAACUUCACUAAAGGCUACACCACCCUAACCCCCCACCCCGACCUUUUUUAAAUGCUUGACUUGGUGUUGAGCAUGGUGACUAAUGCCAGAAACCUAUAAGACCCCUUUUCUCUGGAUUGCACUACACUAGUCAUUUCUGAAUGAAAGAGAUGGCAGCUCUUUCAGGGCAGAACAAAAUGUUUUCUGAAUUUCCUACCAAAAACCUUUGUAGCAUGGGUUUACCGUUCUAUAAAUAUUUAUUUAUAUAUUUCUAAAUUGCUAUUUAUUAUAAUAAAAAUGUAAAAUGUGUUAUUGAUCAUAUAUUAAAUUUCACUUAUUACCCCUGAAUUUUACUGUUAUUGUCAUUUUUGAAAGCAUUAUGUGCAUUUUUUAACCAUUUAACCCAGACUCAAGUUUUGCUAAUCUGCAACGGUGUAGCAAUGAUAAAUUGUAAAGGCUGUAAAAUCGUUUUUUUUUUAUUUUACUAAACCAUACAGAUGCAUACAAAAAGACUAUUUACUUAGAAGAGCCUUACAAGGUGACUUUCCUUGUCAUGUUAUUACAAAAGUUUCA